AUGAAUUCCUUCACAGUAACAAUGUUGGUCGUCGCGGCGUGUAUGAGCGGAUAUUUUGUUCCGACUCUGGCAGAUUUGGCGAAUUGUUACGAAUGCAAGCAAGACGCUGUGAGCACCUGUGGAAAAGCGGAACCGGGCGCGACCACUACGGUUCCGAUCGCUUGCGCUGCUCCGAGCAAAUGUUACGCGGUCUAUGUAGAAGAUGCAACUACACACGAGAAGCUCGGCGUAAUACGCGGCUGCGCAGAAGAGGCGGACGCGGAUUGUGCCGGUGCGCCGAUCGGAACGCAUGCCUUGGUCGCAGGCACCUGCGUUUAUUGCUCAGAUGUGGACAAUUGUAACGCGGCACCCUUCGCAGACGCCGGAAACGCCGGAAACGCAGGAAACGCCGGAAACGCCGGAAACGCCGGAAACGCCCCCGCGUCCGACGGCGCCGGAUCCGGAAACGGCACCGGUUCGGGCAACGGAACUGCUCCGGGCAGCGGCCACCCCCCCUCGUGCGCGGGGUCCGUGAUGCUCUGCGCGUUCAUGUCUUCCCUGGCCAUUGCCGGUAGGAUGUUCCACAAUACUGCGGUUUGA
Molecule: messenger RNA, 579 nt
Organism: Macrosiphum euphorbiae (potato aphid)
Lineage: Eukaryota; Metazoa; Arthropoda; Insecta; Hemiptera; Aphididae
Source: the annotation of a GenBank genome assembly